AUGGCGGAGCGCGGACAGCUCCCUAUCCCCGCCAAGCGCCUUUGCUGCAGACCUGGGUAUGGUGCUGGUUGCAGGCCGGGGCAGCGGGCGGGCGGCGGCGGCGGCGUGGAUGUCGGCCUCGGCGGCGGCGGGGCACUUUGCGUCGCGGGACCCUCGUCGGCCGCCGCUGCCGCUUCCUCCGCCGCCGUCGCCGCUUUCCCCUCUGCCCUCGCCGCGGCUUAUGCCGCGUUCGGAGUGCUUCCAUUGGGCAAGACGCAGAGCCCGGAGUCCCUGCUGGACAUCGCGGCGCGGCGGGUAGCGGAGAAGUGGCCCUUCCAACGGGUGGAGGAACGGUUCGAGCGCAUCCCGGAGCCCGUGCAGCGCCGCAUCGUGUACUGGUCCUUCCCCCGCAGCGAGAGAGAGAUCUGCAUGUAUUCUUCCUUCAACACCGGCGGCGCCGCCGCCGAGGAGUCCUCCGCCAGCAGCGUUUCAGCCGCUUCCUCGGGCGGGGGAGCCGCCUCCGUGGCUUCCACGGGUACCGCCGGCGGCGGCGCCUCUCUCGCUAGCGCCGUCUCCAACAACAGCGGCGGAAGCGGGGGGACCAACAACGCCGCGCCCGCCGGCGGCGGCGGGACAGACCCCGCUGCCGACGAGAACCGCCUGCCCUUCCGCAGGGGCAUUGCUUUGCUCGACGGCGGCUGCGUCGACAACGUUCUGCAAGUCGGUUUCCACCUGAGUGGUACUGUGACUGAACCUGCCAUGCAGUCCGAGCCAGAAACUGUUUGCAAUGUGGCUAUCAGCUUUGAUCGUUGCAAGAUUACCUCAGUGACCUGUAGCUGUGGAAACAAAGACAUAUUUUACUGUGCCCAUGUUGUGGCCCUUUCUUUAUACCGGAUCCGCAAGCCAGAUCAGGUCAAACUGCAUCUUCCCAUUUCAGAGACUCUUUUUCAAAUGAACAGAGACCAACUGCAAAAAUUUGUACAGUAUUUGAUUACAGUGCACCAUACUGAAGUUUUGCCAACUGCUCAGAAGCUCGCAGAUGAAAUCCUUUCUCAGAAUUCAGAGAUCAAUCAAGUUCAUGGUGCCCCUGAUCCUACAGCAGGAGCGAGUAUAGAUGAUGAAAACUGCUGGCAUUUGGAUGAAGAGCAAGUUCAGGAACAAGUUAAACUUUUUCUUUCCCAAGGUGGAUACCAUGGAUCAGGGAAACAGCUCAAUUUGCUUUUUGCAAAGGUGCGAGAGAUGUUAAAGAUGAGAGAUUCAAAUGGUGCUCGUAUGCUGACACUGAUAACAGAACAGUUCAUGGCUGACCCACGGCUGUCACUUUGGAGACAACAAGGAACUGCAAUGACAGACAAAUAUAGGCAGCUGUGGGAUGAACUAGGUGCUCUUUGGAUGUGCAUAGUAUUAAAUCCUCAUUGCAAGUUGGAACAAAAGGCCAGUUGGCUGAAACAGCUUAAGAAAUGGAAUAGUGUUGAUGUGUGUCCCUGGGAAGAUGGGAACCAUGGAAAUGACCUGCCAAGUCUAACCAAUGCUCUGCCUCAGGGUGCAAAUGGAAUACAAGAUUCAUCAAACAGGUCUCACCGAACGGUGUUCACACGAGCUAUUGAGGCAUGCGAUCUCCAUUGGCAGGACAGUCACUUACAGCACAUUAUUAACAGUGAUCUGUAUACCAACUACUGUUACCACGAAGAAGCUCAAAACUCACUCUUUGAUUCUCAUGGGUGGCCCCUCUGGCAUGAGCAUGUGCCUACGGCUUGUGCACGAGUAGACGCACUCCGAUCUCAUGGCUACCCAAGGGAAGCACUGCGGCUGGCAAUUGCUAUUGUUAAUACUCUAAGGAGGCAGCAGCAGAAGCAGCAGGAAAUGUUCCGGUUCCAGAAGAAAGAACUUCUUCACAAAGGUGUUACCUCUAUUACAAAUCUAGAAGGUUGGGUUGGGCAUCCAUUGGACCCAAUUGGCACUCUUUUCAGUAGCCUUAUGGAAGCCUGCAGGGUGGAUGAUGAAAGCUUCCAUGUGUUCUCAGAUUUCACAGAGAACAUGGGCCCAUGCAAAUCUCUGGAAUACUAUCACUUGCCUACCCACAAAUUCUUAGAAGAAGGAGAAUCUUACUUAACACUAGCAGUGGAAGUGGCAUUGAUAGGAUUGGGUCAGCAGAGGAUAAUGCCUGAUGGCUUGUAUGCGCAAGAGAAGGUUUGUCGAAAUGAGGAACAGCUAAUUUCCAAACUACAUGAAAUAGAAUUGGAUGACACUCUGGUGAAGAUUUUCCAAAAGCAAGCAGUCUUCCUGUUAGAAGCUGGACCCUAUAGUGGUCUAGGUGAAAUCAUCCAUCGGGAGAGUGUUCCAAUGCAUACCUUUGCCAAGUAUCUUUUCACCUCUCUCCUACCUCAUGAUGCUGAACUAGCAUACAAAACUGCACUGAGAGCAAUGCGGUUACUGGUAUUGGAAUCAACAGCUCCAACAGGAGAUAUGUCUCGUCCUCAUCACAUAGCAUCAGUUGUUCCAAACCGGUAUCCCCGUUGGUUCACUCUGAGUCACAUUGAAUCUCAGCAGUGUGAGUUAGCAUCAACUAUGCUAACAGCAGCCAAAGGUGAUGUUCGAAGGCUUGAAACAGUGUUAGAAUCUAUUCAGAAAAAUAUUCACUCCUCAUCACACAUUUUCAAGCUUGCCCAAGACGCUUUUAAAAUAGCAACACUUAUGGACAGUUUGCCAGAUAUUACCCUUCUAAAAGUCUCUCUGGAGCUGGGUCUUCAGGUGAUGCGCAUGACAUUGUCAACAUUAAAUUGGCGGCGGCGGGAAAUGGUGAGGUGGUUGGUGACAUGUGCAACAGAAGUAGGUGUGUAUGCACUGGACAGCAUCAUGCAAAGCUGGUUUACACUUUUCACUCCAACUGAAGCUACUAGUAUUGUUGCUACUACAGUAAUGUCAAACAGCACUAUAGUCCGCUUGCAUCUAGACUGCCAUCAGCAGGAGAAACUGGCCAGCAGUGCUAGGACGCUUGCUCUACAGUGUGCCAUGAAGGAUCCUCAGAACUGUGCCCUCUCUGCACUGACCUUAUGUGAAAAGGAUCACAUAGCUUUUGAGACUGCUUACCAAAUUGUUCUUGACGCCGCUGCAACUGGCAUGAGCUAUACGCAGCUUUUCACUAUAGCACGAUACAUGGAACAUCGUGGUUACCCUGUGCGGGCCUAUAAACUGGCCACGUUGGCCAUGACACAUCUCAACCUGAGUUACAAUCAGGAUACACACCCUGCCAUUAAUGAUGUUUUAUGGGCUUGUGCACUCAGUCACUCCCUUGGAAAAAAUGAAUUGGCGGCUAUAAUACCUCUGGUGGUCAAAAGUGUCAAAUGUGCAACAGUACUGUCCGAUAUCUUGCGUAGAUGUACUUUGACCACUCCUGGAAUGGUGGGACUUCACGGAAGGAGGAACUCUGGUAAGCUCAUGUCCUUGGACAAAGCCCCAUUAAGGCAACUCCUAGAUGCCACAAUUGGAGCAUAUAUUAACACAACACACUCUCGGCUCACGCACAUCAGUCCACGGCAUUACAGCGAGUUUAUAGAAUUCCUGAGUAAGGCCCGUGAGACUUUUUUGAUGGCUCAUGAUGGACACAUUCAGUUUACUCAGUUCAUUGACAACCUAAAACAAAUCUACAAAGGCAAAAAGAAACUGAUGAUGUUGGUUCGUGAACGAUUUGGUUGAC
Protobothrops mucrosquamatus (brown spotted pit viper) is the source of this 3676-nucleotide messenger RNA. It is a transcript of the gene ZSWIM6, whose product is annotated as zinc finger SWIM-type containing 6. The record is from RefSeq and is a predicted model, not a curated record. Gene Ontology annotation, molecular function: zinc ion binding. The transcript is spliced from 14 exons. Bases 1 to 3675 code for a protein of 1224 amino acids. Gene Ontology annotation, cellular component: Cul2-RING ubiquitin ligase complex. NCBI's taxonomy places the organism in Eukaryota, Metazoa, Chordata, Lepidosauria, Squamata, Viperidae.